AUGAACAUGGAAAAUGACUACGCGGAUGAGCAUCAAGCCUUUGCCGCCAGCCGUAGCACGGAUUACGUUUACGAAACGGGGAACAGAGCUGUAUUCCAUGCUCUUGACAGUCAUGCGGAGACUAUUGAGGGAGAUGUCAAACUACCAUUUGUGAUCACCGGUGCCGCCGGGUGCGGCAAGAGCGCUUUGUUAGCGAAUUGGGUGAGCCUACGCAGAAAGACAAAACACAGAGAUGAAUUUCUGUUUCAACAUUUUGUUGGAUGCUCGCCGCAGUCAAAGCAGCUUGCUCAUCUCCUUCACCGACUUGAGUCCGCUUUAAAGGAGCACUUUCAGCUAAGGGAAAUGGAAAUUCCAACGUCCGAGGAACGUCUCAGGUGGUCGCUAAGUCGAUUCCUGGCAGCUGCGGGGAAAAAACAAUUCCCUGCUCGCAUUGUGAUAGUCCUUGACGCUGUCAAUUGUCUCCUUGGAGAAUCUAGCACAGCAAAUACAUUGCACUGGCUCCCGUCUCAGCUACCUCAGGGAGUGAGAAUAAUCGUGUCCACAGUUGAACUAGAGCAAUUCGGGUCAAGCCCUGACGGGCUAUUUGACGAGUCUAGGAUGCACAGAACAUAUACAGAGCUCCGUCGGAGAAAGUGUCCAACGAUUCAUUUGCAGCCACUGUCUGUUGAGGUUCGCCAUCUUAUCAUAAACAGUUUUCUUGCAGCCAACCAGCAGUCUCUACAAUUGCUAAAGCAAGCUCAACAAUUCAGAAUAGUAACUGCCAAAGCUUCCUCGCAGCCGCUUUUCCUUCGUACCGUUCUCUAUGCCUUGCGCCUUGGCGCUGAAAUGUCGAAUGCGACUAUUGAUCAGCAGGUUGAGGUCUACCUUGCAGCCGAGGUAACACCAGUGCUGAUUGCUCGCGUACUUGAAAUGUGUAGCGGUUACGUAGAUUCUACAUACACAGAAGCCGCAAAUAAUCUUAGGCGGGUACUUACGGCACUUUAUUCGUCCAGACAUGGAUUGACCGAGAUAGAAAUGUGGGGGAUUGCUCAACUCGCUACAGGCAACCCUCUACCACGUGAACAGUGUGCGUGUAUUCGCAGGAUUCUGCGUGAUUUCACAUUUUCAGUGAAUGGACUGCGAAGCCUCUCCCAUGUAGAAUAUGCUGCAGUGAUUUACAGUGACUAUAUCCGUAGCCCAGAAGCGCAUAUUCGUGCUCAUCAUUUGAUGGCCCGUUAUUUUGGCAGGCUUUCACCGUGCGAUCGCAAACUCGAUGCGCUUCCUUAUCAUUUGGAAGUGAGUGGGAAUUGGCAUAGGCUACGCGCUGUGCUCGUUGAAGUGAGAAUGUUCUGCCUUUGGUGGACACAUGCACACAAGCGGGAGUUUUUAAAUUUGUGGGCAAGCUUGACUGCUUCCUCCAAUUCACACACACCCAUACGCAAACUGGUUACAGGAGAGUUUGAUGACACCAUGCGAUGCGCACAACCAUCUCGUCCAUGUCUUGACCUUGUAGAAGAGUAUGUGCGAUCAGUUGACGAGUUUAAACUUGCACACACACCAUCUGAUGAUGAACUUGCUGCCGUGAUCCUGCAAAUUGGUGAUUUCAUGCUUGAAUUUGCCACGCUGUCGUUGGAAGAAGCGGCAGAUGUGCCCAAAUUCAUUCAUCCACCAAUUCCGAACGACGACUUGGCAAGUCUUGGUGUACCAUUUCUUUCAAUAGACAAGGAUGGUAACUCCAUUCUGAACACCCCAGUUGUUGAGUUAAUCAGUGAAAAGGGUAACAUCAGCGGCAAACUGGGUGUCGUGGACGUGCCAAUGAAAGUGAAUGAAAAAGUCCCCCUGUGUUCCACCUACUUUUAUCACAGGUGGGUGUGGAUUCAAUUUCCAUGGGUGUCUCUGGCAAACUGUGGGGAGCGAUUUUUGAAGGGAGUCGCACAACGAUCCAAUCAUCAGGACAAAACUGCUACCACACCCUCAACCAAACUACUCAAGCUAAAUCAAUUUCUUUGUAUGACUCCCGCAAAUGCGGCACCGAAGAUAAGCAACGAUUCGACUGCUCUGGCAAGUACAAUGAAGGCAGCUGUUGUAGAUCGCAAGUUACCUCAAAUAUCCUCUGUCAAAAUUGACAAUAUGGCAGAUGCAUUAGCAAAGCCAACUGCCGAAACUAAGAAGCCCACCAGUAAAUCACGACAUAAAUUUGCGCGAAAAAAAAUGUCACCACAAAAUCAACAGCGUGGUUUUGUGGAUCAUUUUGCUAACAAAUUGAACCAACUUCGCGAAAUCAUUAGUUCAUACCGCAAUGAGUUAGAUCAAUUAAGGCAAGAGCGAAUUGCUGUUAAUCGGAGAUAUGAUGGCAUUCGUGAUGAAGCAAAUGAGCUAAGCAAAAUGCACUUGUCGACAAGCGGCUUGGAGACUGAGCUCACUAGAUUAGUGGAACGACUAGAAAGGACCGAACGUGGUCAUAGAAUGGCAAAGCUUCUGUAUAGGAACUAUGAGUGUGUCAAGCUUAUGUGCGAACGCCAUCCAGCUCAUAGCCAAGCACUGAUAGACGAGCUCGAGGCAAAGCUGACUCAAGAUGACCUAUUCAUAAAAGAAGUCCAACAGCAGUUGAGAAGCAAUAUAUUUGACUCACAUGACUUUGCUGCGAACAAUAAAAUUCUACAUCGUGCAGCCCAGGAUUUGACUGGAUUGCAGAAUGACAUGCUAAUUCAACGGAUACGUCAGCGCGAGCAUCUCCAACGCACAGCACGACGAAAACAUCUCAAUCGUCCCACUGACGGCUUGCUAAGCUCAGAUGAUUCAAAUUCCGGUGUCAAGUCUAGGCGAGACAGUACAAAAGAGCGUCACAACCACACCCAAGGAGUUCUAGCCAAAGAUACUGCCCUUGUUGGCAGCCGACCCCAAGAGCUGGCAUCAUACCUGGAGCUUGAAUGGGAGGCCCGUUUAAAGCUUAUUCAGAAGCGAACAUUGUUGCCCAACCUGAGAGAGUUCUUCUGCAAAUUUUAUCUGGCCCAGUCGCUCCAGACACAAAUGUGCGCAUUGCAUGAUGCUGCUGAACUUCGACAACGAAAAGUAAAAUAUAUGCUGAGCCAAUCUGAAUUGGAGCUGGAGCAAGUACGUUAUGAUUCACAAUCAAUUGUUGGUUCGAGUUCCCGCGAGGCUCGUGAUAUGCAGCUCCGCCUUGCCAAUCAAUUAAUGCGUCACAAGCAUGCCCAGGAGACAGCCCGAAUGGCGGAGAGUCUGCAUCGAGCAGCUUUUGGGGGUAUCAAGCAUGUGUGCAUUAUGCUUGGCAUCCCCCCUCCCGAUAAAGAUACGCCCAUAAACGAGAUUAUACACCAAGUUGAAAGUGUCCUGGAAUCGCUGACGGAAGAGAGGGAUAGGUCAGCGCAGAAGCUAGCGGGCCACAAGCAAGUUACCCCGGACACUGCGCAUAGUAACAAAAAAUAUUUGCGAACACCAGAGCUAGAUGCUGCUCUUGAACACUUCGAAACAUCAAAAUCAUUAAUCGCGCAUCGCUUGCCAGCCAAAGCAUCGUGA
Pelagomonas calceolata is the source of this 3516-nucleotide messenger RNA. NCBI's taxonomy places the organism in Eukaryota, Pelagophyceae, Pelagomonadales, Pelagomonadaceae. The record is from the annotation of a GenBank genome assembly.